Messenger RNA from Trichogramma pretiosum, 1168 nucleotides. Its product is annotated as diphthine methyltransferase. Bases 8 to 1168 code for a protein of 386 amino acids. Gene Ontology annotation, molecular function: protein binding. The transcript has 2 exons. The record is from RefSeq and is a predicted model, not a curated record. Lineage: Eukaryota; Metazoa; Arthropoda; Insecta; Hymenoptera; Trichogrammatidae.
AAGGCACAUGUACGUUUUAACUACUGAAUCUGUUGAUUUACGGACUGAGUUAGUUCAUUUUUUUUUGGUUUUGAGUUUUCCUGCAGGUACUCAAGUAAUCAAAUCGAAUAUGUUCAAGACCCUCCAGACCUUCGACACGGAGCUCUCGGCCGACUCGGUCGAGUGGUGUCCACACGAAAAUUUCGCCGACCUCGUGGUCUGCGGCACGUACGAGCUCAAGGUCGAGGACGAGGGCAGCAGCAAGAGGGAGAGAAUCGGCCGGAUAUACCUGAUGAAGCUGAACGAGCAGCGCUGCGGCUUGGACGUGCUGCAAACGAUCGAAGUGUCGGCGGUACUGGACAUGAAGUGGUCGAGAACGUCGAGCAGUUCGCGAGUCAUGCUGGGUGUCGCGAGUGCCGAUGGCUGUUUGAGGAUCUACGAAUUGCAGCAGUUGGAGGAGGAGGAACCUCGGCUGAAACUGAUCGGUCAAACUCGCCUCGGGGAUGACGAAGAGGAGGAACGUCUGGCCUUGUCGCUGGACUGGGCCGCGGAUCAGACGCGCCUGACACUGAGCGAUUCCAAGGGAUGCGUGUCUUGCUGGCAGCUCCAGGCGGACACGGGCAAUUUCGAGCGGCUCGUCGAGUGGCCGGCCCACGACUUCGAGGCUUGGAUCACUUGCUUCGAUCUUCGCAACUCCGAGGUGGUCUACACCGGUGGCGACGAUCUCAAGAUGCGAAGCUUCGAUCUUCGCUCCGGACCGAUCGCGACCAACUCGCGAUCCCACGGCGCCGGUGUCACCAGCUUGCAGUUCCAUCCGACCAAGGAGCACAGCUUCGUGUCCGGCAGCUACGACGAGCAGCUCAGGCACUGGGACACGAGACAGCUGAAACGAGCCGUGCACGAGCUUCCACUGGGAGGAGGCCUCUGGAGGCUCAAGUACGAGCCGAGCCCGCGGCAGCCACCUCGUUACCUGCUGGCCGCGGGCAUGUACGGGGGAUUUUUCCUCGUUGACGUGCUUGACGAAGAGCAACCGAGGGUCGUCGAGAAUUUUCAGGAGCACAAGAGCAUCGCCUACGGAUGUGAUUGGUCGUAUCGUACCCGUGCGGAUGACGAUCCACCUUUAGUGGCUACUUGCUCGUUUUACGAUCACUGCCUCAAACUGUGCUCGAUCAAUACAGACGAGUGUUAA